GGUAAUCAUGAUUUUAAAUGUCAACAUGCCUUCAUUUGUGCUGGUUGUCUUCACUCUUCAUCCCCUUAAAUAAUACUAUGAAAUAAUAAAAAAUAAAUAUAAUAAAUAAACUUUAUUGUUUUGUGACUCAGAACGUGCGCAAGAGUUGGUGCGGUGUCUAAAAAAUCGCUCAGCAAGCUGGCUCAUGCCCGCCAACAGAAUGAGGUGGCCGGUGCGCGCGUAUCGCGCAAACAUAAGUUUUUUCAUCUUCAUCAUGUUUAUGGUGUUUGCAGUCAUAUUCCUAACCCAACUCCUGUUACUUGAAAGGCCCAGCCAAAGGAUACUUAGAUCUAGAUACGAGGAAAUCCAGGGUUGGGAUAGUAAAAUAGAAAAUGGAGGCGGAGAUAGAGGAGAGAUGACGCCACCAGUGCAACACCCACAGGACGGAGUAUGGCAAAGAGUGGCCGGGACUAGAUUUAAAUUCUACGUGUAUUCCGCUUUCAUCGAGAUGAGAACGGUAGCGGCCGUGCGCAUAAUCGCAGCGACUAAAACUCGGGGUGCGGACCCAGUCGUCUGUCGCUUGUGGCUGCCAGACAAUCGCACGGUCACACUCAAGGCUAGAGUCAAGGCUAUCCGGGAGAAUUGGAAUCUGAAAUACAGCGCGACAUACGUGUUAUGUCUGCUUAGCGAUUCCGGGGUUCACAUCCGCGAGGUCGUGGGCGCGUCCGUGUCGGUGUUGGCGAGCACUUUGGCUGAUAAACCACAAACUAAUAUGCUUACUGUUCUUGAUACAAAACCUAUGAGUGAUGUUCUGGAAAAACUGCACGUAUGCGUGAAGCCGCUUCACUCUUCUUUCUCUCGUUCCAACUGGCUCAUAGAAUGGUUCGAGUUCAACCGGCUACUGGGCGCGACUCACUUCUAUAUGUACAACGUGUCGUUGAGUUCGUCUGUCGCUUGCGUACUGGAUUACUAUCAAAGGAGGGGGCUCAUCACGCUUAUGCCGUGGAAACUACCAUUGGUGUCUUUAGUAGAAAUCAGAACUCAGGGGCAAUUCGCAGCGUUUAACGACUGCCUGUAUCGGUCGAUGCGAACCGCCGACUGGCUGCUGGUUAUCGAUGUCGACGAACUAGUGCUGCCCCGCCUAGACCGGACGAUACCCGACAUGUUAUCCAUUGCGCGCUCCAAGUAUCGCUGGAAUAUGAAGACUCCGUCAGCGUUUCUUUUUAGAAAUUCCUUCUUCUAUUUACAUUGGAUGGACGACCCCGACAACAAAGCGCCGCUGCUCACCGCGCGCAAGACGCGGCGGCGCGCCACUCCGCUGCCCGUGAAGAACCGCAGCAAGUACGCCGUGCGGCCGCGGGACGUGCUGGAGCUGGGGAACCACUUCGUGUGGGAGCACGCGCCCGGCGCGCUCUCCGCCGGCAUGGCGCCCGAGCGCGCCCUGCUGCACCACUACAGGGUGACUGCCGCAUGUCACGUAUGCUAGUGUCUGCUGUAGCAGUAGCGAGCUGGGGAACCACUUCGUGUGGGAGCACGCGCCCGGCGCGCUCUCCGCCGGCAUGGCGCCCGAGCGCGCCCUGCUGCACCACUACAGGGUGACUGCCGCAUGUCACGUAUGCUAGUGUCUGCUGUAGCAGUAGCGAGCUGGGGAACCACUUCGUGUGGGAGCACGCGCCCGGCGCGCUCUCCGCCGGCAUGGCGCCCGAGCGCGCCCUGCUGCACCACUACAGGGUGACUGCCGCAUGUCACGUAUGCUAGUGUCUGCUGUAGCAGUAGCGAGCUGGGGAACCACUUCGUGUGGGAGCACGCGCCCGGCGCGCUCUCCGCCGGCAUGGCGCCCGAGCGCGCCCUGCUGCACCACUACAGGGUGACUGCCGCAUGUCACGUAUGCUAGUGUCUGCUGUAGCAGUAGCGAGCUGGGGAACCACUUCGUGUGGGAGCACGCGCCCGGCGCGCUCUCCGCCGGCAUGGCGCCCGAGCGCGCCCUGCUGCACCACUACAGGGUGACUGCCGCAUGUCACGUAUGCUAGUGUCUGCUGUAGCAGUAGCGAGCUGGGGAACCACUUCGUGUGGGAGCACGCGCCCGGCGCGCUCUCCGCCGGCAUGGCGCCCGAGCGCGCCCUGCUGCACCACUACAGGGUGACUGCCGCAUGUCACGUAUGCUAGUGUCUGCUGUAGCAGUAGCGAGCUGGGGAACCACUUCGUGUGGGAGCACGCGCCCGGCGCGCUCUCCGCCGGCAUGGCGCCCGAGCGCGCCCUGCUGCACCACUACAGGGUGACUGCCGCAUGUCACGUAUGCUAGUGUCUGCUGUAGCAGUAGCGAGCUGGGGAACCACUUCGUGUGGGAGCACGCGCCCGGCGCGCUCUCCGCCGGCAUGGCGCCCGAGCGCGCCCUGCUGCACCACUACAGGGUGACUGCCGCAUGUCACGUAUGCUAGUGUCUGCUGUAGCAGUAGCGAGCUGGGGAACCACUUCGUGUGGGAGCACGCGCCCGGCGCGCUCUCCGCCGGCAUGGCGCCCGAGCGCGCCCUGCUGCACCACUACAGGGUGACUGCCGCAUGUCACGUAUGCUAGUGUCUGCUGUAGCAGUAGCGAGCUGGGGAACCACUUCGUGUGGGAGCACGCGCCCGGCGCGCUCUCCGCCGGCAUGGCGCCCGAGCGCGCCCUGCUGCACCACUACAGGGUGACUGCCGCAUGUCACGUAUGCUAGUGUCUGCUGUAGCAGUAGCGAGCUGGGGAACCACUUCGUGUGGGAGCACGCGCCCGGCGCGCUCUCCGCCGGCAUGGCGCCCGAGCGCGCCCUGCUGCACCACUACAGGGUGACUGCCGCAUGUCACGUAUGCUAGUGUCUGCUGUAGCAGUAGCGAGCUGGGGAACCACUUCGUGUGGGAGCACGCGCCCGGCGCGCUCUCCGCCGGCAUGGCGCCCGAGCGCGCCCUGCUGCACCACUACAGGGUGACUGCCGCAUGUCACGUAUGCUAGUGUCUGCUGUAGCAGUAGCGAGCUGGGGAACCACUUCGUGUGGGAGCACGCGCCCGGCGCGCUCUCCGCCGGCAUGGCGCCCGAGCGCGCCCUGCUGCACCACUACAGGGUGACUGCCGCAUGUCACGUAUGCUAGUGUCUGCUGUAGCAGUAGCGAGCUGGGGAACCACUUCGUGUGGGAGCACGCGCCCGGCGCGCUCUCCGCCGGCAUGGCGCCCGAGCGCGCCCUGCUGCACCACUACAGGGUGACUGCCGCAUGUCACGUAUGCUAGUGUCUGCUGUAGCAGUAGCGAGCUGGGGAACCACUUCGUGUGGGAGCACGCGCCCGGCGCGCUCUCCGCCGGCAUGGCGCCCGAGCGCGCCCUGCUGCACCACUACAGGGUGACUGCCGCAUGUCACGUAUGCUAGUGUCUGCUGUAGCAGUAGCGAGCUGGGGAACCACUUCGUGUGGGAGCACGCGCCCGGCGCGCUCUCCGCCGGCAUGGCGCCCGAGCGCGCCCUGCUGCACCACUACAGGGUGACUGCCGCAUGUCACGUAUGCUAGUGUCUGCUGUAGCAGUAGCGAGCUGGGGAACCACUUCGUGUGGUAAAAUAUGUUUAAGGCACCUUGUCCACGGAGGUGUUUGUGAGGAGUGAACGUAUCAUCAAAAAAGAUUUCACAGCGUCACACAAGCGAAACGUUGGCACAAUAAAACACUGAAAGAUGUGAUGUGCUGUGCUGUGAUGUAGGUUUUAAUGACAGAAAUAACGCAUUUAAACAAGGGACCUAAGUCAUCGCCCAACUUAAGUUAUCGCCCACUAAAGGAUGAUAUACUUAUAUAUUUACCUUUAAAAAAAUGUAACAACAGAGAGCUGAAUUCUUUGUUUUUUUUCCUUCUCCUAUACUCGUUUAUCAAGCGAAUUGUCAACAGUAUACGCAGGAAUUUCUGACAUCAUUUUCAGCUGUUGGUUUCAAAGUUCACGCUAUUGAAUAUUUCCGAAGAUACCACACGUACCUACUAUAUUAUUAUAAUGUCUGUGUUAUUGUGCAGGCAUCGUGCGAGAGCGAAGACAUGUCGUGUUUAGGCAUGCCGUCCACCGUAGACCGCACCGCCCACCGCUGGACCGACGAGCUACUGUUGCGAGUCCAGGAUGUACAGAAUCAGAUUAAGUCGUCUUACUGCUCGAAGUAAACCCCUAACUCAUUUGACUCUCACUCAAUUGACAAAUAAUGUAUUUAUGGUACCUACUUCGCAAUUGUGUGUGUAGGUAGGCUAAAUAUAUAGGCUAGAAAAAAUGUAUUGGUUGAAGGUGAAUGAUAGUCUCUGGGUGAUUGAUUAACGUACAUAAAUACAUAUAGUCACGUCUUUAUCCCUUGCAGGGUAGACAAAGCCUACAGUCUUGAAGAGACUGAAAGACCAUGUUAAAUCACCCUGAGUAAGUCACCGGUGGUGCAAUUUAUCUUGCUAUGAAACCAAAGAGAAACGUCAUUUCCUAUGCUGACUCUUUAUGGCAAGGGCGUAGGCGUAACUAUGAAAGCAGGAGUAUGACAAAUAUACAGUACAUUUCUUUAGGUACUGAAAUAAAGGUAAACAAUCUUGAUUUCUCCUCUAAUCAAAAAAAUAGCAAGUCAUGUGUCAUCAUCGUCAUCAUUACCUUUUGUUUUGUCUUCUCAUAGUAAAAAUUUAUAUUUUAUGUAUAAAUGUUAUGCAUAAGACGUUUCGCCUUUAUUUCCAUGCCUAAAAAAAUUAACUCAAGUUAGAUAUACAAAGAUUGUAUAUGGUAACACCAAGAUAAGGUAAAAGCGACAACGACGAUGUUACGAGAACAGACUCGCGGGCAAAAGCUAGUAGAUUCAUGUUUAUAAAAGAAACAUUCUGUAAUCUCUUUAUAAUUGUACUGAGUUCACCUGAACUAAAGGUACGUUUGUAUGGCAAAAUAUUAUGUGAUCCCACUUAUAAUUUUUAAAGUGUAAAGAAAAGAUCUGAUUUAUUAAAUAUUAAUGGAGUUAUGACUAAUAUCUCAUGACACUAUUGUUAGGUAAAAGGCCACGAAGCUUUAAGCCCAUCUAGCUGGUCUAGAUCAGAAAAAUUGUGUGUUUUCGAAUGUUUUUCGAACGUUUUCGAACUUAUAUGGCUCAGAAAUAAUAUGGAAAUAUCUAAUUAGUUGUUAAAAAACCAGUGUCGUUCAACUGAAGUAGGUAAAUUAUUAUAUUGCUCUAUAUGUUGUUACUAGUCAUUUGAAAUUAUAAAACUGGAUUUGAUUAGAAAUGAUGAUUCCCGUAUAUUUUUUAAAGUUAAACUUUGUUCAGUAUAUUUUAUUUGACUUACAAGCAUAAGCCUUGAAUCUCCAUAAAACUUUACGAUAGUUCAUCUAUUAGUUUAAAAGAAAUACCAAAUGUUUUAAUACGUACAAAUUUGCCAAUGUUAUUUAAUUAAUCGUAGAAGUGACAAGUAUCUAUUAGAAUAGCUUUAUUGUUUGUUUAAUUACAUGUAUGGUAAAAAUUCAAUUUGAUUUAGACAAAUCUCUUUGCAAUUGUGAUCUCAAAAUCUGUUUUUUUAUGAUCUGAUCUGAAGAAUACUGCGACCACUCACCUAUGCGGGACUAGGGAGGAAGGAUGAGAAUUAUUUGUCCGGUUAUCGGCCCGGUACAGUGAAGGUGAAAAACGCAUACAGAAAUAGUUUAUGUGUAUAUAAAUAUUAGACAAAUGGUAAAAUAAGAAGGACCAUUAUAAACCGUAUUUUAGUCCCAUUUACAAAUAAUAAUUUCAGUUAGUUGAUUAUUUUUCUACAUAGUUUAUUAUGUAAACGAAUACUUCGAAACAAACUUAAAGAAUGAAUUGUUAUGUUUUAUUUUCAAUUGGGUGUGUUUAUAACUUGCUCAAUCAUUGUUCUAUGACAUCAGUAUUAUUUUUAAAAGGAGAUUGGACGAGAUUUCUUUCAAAUGUAUGAUAAAUGAAAAGGUUAAAUUCGUGUGUAUGAUAUGUAGGAUUAAAACUAAUAAGUAGUGGUUUUGUGUAAAAAGUCAAAAUAUGUUUUGAUAUGGUUUAUAUAAUUACGACGCUGUUGACAUUUUGUAGAUCAAUACAAAUAUUUGCAUGACAAUUAUUUUUUUUAUAACCGUCAAAAAUGGCCAUUGCGUGAACUAUUUUAUAUAAGUAUCUUAUAUUUUAUAUUUAUAUAUUAUCCUAGCAGAUUUGUAUCUCAUUGUUUAAGUGUGCACUAAGCACCGAAACUUUAUAGCAAAUGUGUAUUGUACACACCCAAUUCGAUGUAAAUAUUACUGAAAAUUUCGUGAGUGGAAAAAUCUUGCGAUAGAAGAUAAAUGAUGUUGCUUCGCUGGCAACGGGAUAUACAAAAAUUUCAGACAUUACACCUCUAUUCGUUGUAAUUUGCAUUAAAUUGCUAUCCUGAAGGCAUGCCAGAGGAGUGUUCAGUAACUCGAAGAUUUCUCUAAAAAAGUAUGCACAUUUUUUCUAAACCCAGACCUUUGAAGAGAAAUCUUUGUUAAAAAUCAUAGUGUAUAUGGUUGAAAGCACGCCCGUGUUUUAGUGUAAAAAGGAGUUAUUAAGUUUGACCAAAUAUUCGGUUAAUAACUUUUAGAAGUACAUUUUACUUUAAGAGUUUUAAUCCCAUUAUUUUAGUGAUAAAGUACACUCUGUACAGUAAGAAAUGAUUUUGCAUUUAUAAACGAAGUACGUUUAUUAAAAUACGCUACAAUUAAAUGCACGUUCCUAAAUAUUAUAAUAAUGAAUUUUAUUUAAUUGUUGUAUUUAUAAAACUUGAAUUUAUUUAUGUUGCGGAACUCGUAGUUAUCUAUGAUUAUCUCUUUAAUAAUAAUUUUUCGGAAUGAUUUAUUAUUUGAUUAUAAGUUAUGAAUUUGGCGAUAAGAGCAUAAUUUGUGUACAAAUUCAAGAUAAUAUCUCUUAUUAUUGUGCAAUUGGUUGUAGAUUAUUAUGAGUGAAAUUAUGCAUUUUUAUUUAUUUAUGUUAACGUAAGUAAAUUUUAAAGUUAUGAACUACAUAUGUUCGUCGCAAAGGCAAAAAUCGAUUUGAAAAAAUGGAAUUUAGUGUGCCCGUAAAAAGUAAUUAAAUCGCACAAUUAUUAGUUGAAUGUUUUUAAAUGAAAUAGAACAAAUGCGCUCAAAAAUGCCUAUACGUUGGGAUAAAUUGCCUUUAUUGUUUUUACUGCUUUAAGGCUCCGUCAAUAUGCACCAAUAAAUCUUACCCGAGAUAAAUGAAUGGAUGUUUGUGGAAUCGGUUCUAUACGCCACUUCACAAUUUAAUCACGUUGCAUCUCACCUCCAGGGCAGUUGCGCCAGAUUUUCGUGAUUGAAUCGUAAUGCAAUUUUGGCCGCUUCUCAAUAUUUUCACACUUUCGUCGUCGAGGAUAUUUUGUUUGUUAUACUGUUAAAAUUAUGUUUAUUUAAAAUGAUUUAAAGUUUUUGUUUUGAGAUUUUAUGCCGGCAUAGAUUGAAAUAAUGUAUCUUGCAAUAAAAUAUAGAUACUUACGAUAAUAAAUUUGAUUCAUAAUCAUAGUCGCCAGGUGACAAAAUAAGAUCUAUCAACCGUAUAAAGAAAAUAGCUGUAGGAUUAAUAACUGUGGUUUAGCCAUUCAUAUGAGAUAGAACACUACUUUUUUUAUUCACUUUAUAACGCCUUUGUUCAAUUACUAGUGUCAAAAUUUGCGUUUUUAUAGCUAUAGAGUUUUAAGAGUUUUAUAGUAAUAUCUUUAUCUAAGUACCUCUGUUGCUUUAUGAAAUAAUAAUGGUAUACACAUAUCAAUUACAGCUAUGGUAAUAUUUUGUUGUUAUUAUUUAGUAUACCUAAUGUAAUGAUCCUAAAAUUAAGUAUAAUUGUAUCCUAAGUAAUGAUAAAACGCAUAAGCUAUUAAUGUACAAAUUUUAAGAUUGGACUGUAAUGACAUGUAAUAUAAUGCUUAAUUGUUAUGUAUACACCAGGAUACAUAUUUAUCUGCCUCGUAAAAGCGCUCAGUUACCUCGAUUUAUUACUUAUUGCAACUUUUACUGCUACUAUUGUUUUAUCAUCAAAAAUAGUUUCAGGCCUAUUUAAAACUAUUUUUAGAAAAUGUUUCGUAACAAAUUUAUUGAUAAGGAUAAAAACCAAAAAUUUGAAUACAUUGUAUUAAAAAUCCUCUGGAAUUUGUCAGUUUUGUUCUGCUGGAUUGAGGGUAAAACUAAUAUUAUGCAUUUAAAUAUUUGCCUACAUAUUAUCGACAAUAUGUUACAGAAACCCUGUUCGAUUCGCA
This is a messenger RNA of Amyelois transitella, 8207 nucleotides long. RefSeq lists its product as uncharacterized. NCBI's taxonomy places the organism in Eukaryota, Metazoa, Arthropoda, Insecta, Lepidoptera, Pyralidae. The transcript has 7 exons. The record is from RefSeq and is a predicted model, not a curated record. Bases 185 to 1465 code for a protein of 426 amino acids.